CCAUACAGUAAAUAUUUACAGUCAAACCAUUUACAGAACAAGGUAGAAAGCGCAAGGAGGAAAUGGCUUCAUCAUCAGAAGAGGACUACACCUGCCCUGUGUGCUGUGACGUCUACAAGGAUCCUGUUAUACUGACGUGUGCUCACAGUGUGUGUAAGGCCUGUCUGCAUCAGUUCUGGCAGAGCAAAGGAUCCAGAGAAUGUCCACUCUGUAGGCGAAAGGUUUCUAAGGACCCACCCCCUAACUUCGCUUUGAGAAAUGUGUGUGAGGCAUUCCUAAAGGAGAGGAGUCAGAGAGCUUCAGCAGGGUCUGAGGUGCUCUGCAGUCUGCACAGUGAGAAACUCAAGCUCUUCUGUCUGGAGGAUAAACAGCCUGUAUGUGUGGUGUGUCAGACCUCAAAACUACACAGAGGCCACAAUCUCAGUCCUAUUGAUGAAGCUGCAGCAGACAUGAGGGGUGAAUUAAAUACCAGACUGGAAUCCCUGAGAAAAAAAAAUGAGACUUUUGAAGAAGUUAAACUCAUCUGUGACAAAAUACCAACGUAUAUUACGCGUCAGGUCCAGCAGACAGAGAAGCAGAUCAAGGAUGAGUUUGAGAAGCUUCACCAGUUUCUACGAGAUGAAGAGGCAGCCAGGAUAGCUAAACUGAGGGAGGAAGAGGAGCAGAAGAGUGAGCUGAUGAAGGAGAAGAUUGCGAAGAUGAGCAGAAAGAUCUCAGCUCUGUCAGACACAAUCAGAACCAUAGAAGAGGAGAUGAAAGCUGAUGAUGUCACAUUCCUGCAGAACUACAAGGGCACAGUGGAAAGAGCCCAGUGCACACUGCAGGAUCCAGAGAGACUUUCAGGAGCUCUGAUCAAUGUGGCAAAGCACCUGGGCAACCUGAAGUUCAGAGUCUGGAAGAAGAUGAAGAAGAUUGUUCAAUACACUCCUGUUACUCUGGAUCCCAACACAGCGAGCCCAUCAGUCAUCUUGUCUGAGGAUCUGACCAGUAUGACGCAUGGUGGUGAUGAAAGGCAGCAGCUGCCAGAUAACCCAGAAAGACGUGUAGGCCUGCACGCUGCUGUGCUGGGCUCUGAGGGUUUUAACUCAGGGACACACUGCUGGGAUGUGGAGGUUGGGGACAAGGCAAGGUGGAAGGUGGGUGUGAUGACAGAAUCUGCCAAGAGGGACUUCAUGUAUGAUAGUGGAAUGUGGAUUGUGUCGUAUAAAGAUGGUAAAUAUUGGGCACCUGCCACACCACAGCGUUCCACUGCCCUUAGAGUGAAACAGAAGCUCCAGAGGAUCACAGUGCAGCUGGACUGGGAUGAAGGAGAGCUGACAUUCUAUGAUCCUGAUACUGACACAUGUCUUCACACUCUCACACACACUUUCACAGAGAAAGUGUUUCCAUACUUUGAAGGGUAUACUCUAAGGAUCCUACCAGUGAAGAUGGUAGUAAAAAUAGAAGAUCUAGAAUAGAAUAGAAUAGAAUAGAAUGCCUUUUACUAUUCACAAUUUACUGCACAUAGCCUACAGUACACCGACAACUCACUUUACUGCAAACAUUUAAAGGGAUAGACGGUACAUUAAAGUGGUAUACUGUACAACACAGAGGGCUAUUUACAAAAAGGUUUAUAAAAAAAAAAUGAGAUGGAGGAGAUGUGCAUUCACAGUUAGAAUAAUUUAAUUAAAACAAAAAA
Engraulis encrasicolus (European anchovy) is the source of this 1678-nucleotide messenger RNA. RefSeq names its product E3 ubiquitin-protein ligase TRIM35-like. Gene Ontology annotation, molecular function: protein binding; ubiquitin protein ligase activity; zinc ion binding. Bases 63 to 1457 code for a protein of 464 amino acids. The record is from RefSeq and is a predicted model, not a curated record. Gene Ontology annotation, cellular component: cytoplasm. The transcript is spliced from 6 exons. Gene Ontology annotation, biological process: protein ubiquitination. Lineage: Eukaryota; Metazoa; Chordata; Actinopteri; Clupeiformes; Engraulidae.